This is a messenger RNA of Caenorhabditis remanei, 948 nucleotides long. RefSeq lists its product as uncharacterized. The record is from RefSeq and is a predicted model, not a curated record. Lineage: Eukaryota; Metazoa; Nematoda; Chromadorea; Rhabditida; Rhabditidae. The transcript has 3 exons. Gene Ontology annotation, molecular function: protein binding. Bases 1 to 948 code for a protein of 315 amino acids.
AUGUCGACUGCAUUCCCUCUCCUCCGCCUGCCAGACAACGCUCAACGGAAAGUACUCAAUGGUUUCGAUUCAGUUCAGUUAAUCAACUUCUCCUUGCUCUCGAACAACGCCAAACAACUCGCCAAAUCUCUCAAUCUUACCAUCGACAGUAUCAAUCUAUACGCGGAUGACGACUUCAUUGAAAUUAACACAUAUGUUAACUAUGAGCAAUCGCUGGGAUUAGCGUUCUAUCCACCAGAACCAAGUACCGGUAUACAAUCAGUACGUGGUACGGUGCCAAUCUAUGUUCCCCGUCGUGUGAAAGCGGAGAAGAAUUUUGAGGAUAUAAUGGAGUUUGAGAAUCCGGGAAUGAGCAUUUCAGAAUGGUUGAAACUACUAAAAGAGGUAUUCAACCAUCCACCUGUUUUGGAUAUUUCGUGGACGGAGCCGGACUGUCUCUUCGAUAUGAAAUCACUUAAGGAUACUGUGAAUGGAUUCAGCGUGGGCGAGCACACAUUUACUGAGCAGUGUAGCAUAGAGUGUGCACAGCUGGCUUUGAAGAACAUGCCAGAAUCAAAAACUGUGCUUUUCGAAGGUCCCGCUUUCGGAAAUCCAGUUGACUAUCAAGAUAUGCUCAUUCAGAAUGUAAAACGUCUUGUUAUUGGAUCUUGUGAUGAUCUUCAUUCUUUUGAUCUGAAAAUCUCUUUGGAUGAUAUACUGCUUAUCAAUAGCGAAUGGAUUGAGAUUAUUUCAAGACACGUCACCGACAAGAUGAUCAAUCGAUUCCUCAAACACUGGAUUAAAGGUUCAAACCCGAGAAUGGAGCAUAUGAGAAUCAGGAUGAUAAAUCUGGGAGUGUGCUCAGCGGAAGGAGGCGUCGAUAUCCGCCGGAAAGAUGGAACGGAAGGGACGAUUACAUUUAUAAAUCGCAACGGGAAUAGUUCCAUUGUUUUUUAUGUGUCCAAUUGA